UGUCUCUAACCAUCCAAUGCAAGAUGAAAUAAGGCUGCGGGUUGAUCUUGAGAAAGUCGAUAAUCCUGAAUUAAGUUUGCGCAAGGCUGAGAAAAACUUAGGAGUAGCUCCUGGUGAUGGUGUGUCUGUUGUCUACAAGAAUCUUAGUGCAGGGGAGAUGCUCCUACCUUCCAUUCUUCUGGGUUUGGUUGUGAUUUUGCUUCUACAAAAUAUUUUUCGUUCAGGAGGACCAACCUUGGUAUCACCGUUGUCCAGUCUCACCAAGGCUAAUUACAAAGAGGCAUUCAAGGAAGGAGUCUCGGUCUCGAAAGUGCCUGGAAUAACAUUUAAAGAUGUGGCAGGCCUGAAAGAACCAAAAGUAGAGCUCAUUGAGUUUGUCAAAUAUCUGAAGGAUUCAAAUAGAUUUAAGGUAACUUCUGCUUUUAAAAACUGA
Molecule: messenger RNA, 433 nt
Organism: Lingula anatina
Lineage: Eukaryota; Metazoa; Brachiopoda; Lingulata; Lingulida; Lingulidae
Product: mitochondrial inner membrane m-AAA protease component paraplegin
Biological process (GO): mitochondrial protein processing
Cellular component (GO): m-AAA complex
Molecular function (GO): ATP binding; ATP hydrolysis activity; metalloendopeptidase activity
Source: RefSeq, a predicted model, not a curated record